Messenger RNA from Spinacia oleracea (spinach), 1822 nucleotides. Its product is annotated as shikimate O-hydroxycinnamoyltransferase. Gene Ontology annotation, molecular function: acyltransferase activity, transferring groups other than amino-acyl groups. Lineage: Eukaryota; Viridiplantae; Streptophyta; Magnoliopsida; Caryophyllales; Amaranthaceae. The record is from RefSeq and is a predicted model, not a curated record. The transcript has 2 exons. The coding region runs from base 108 to 1478 and encodes 456 amino acids.
CUGGAACAAUACGUAGUACGUAGAAUAUAUUAUAUCCACCAUCAUUGUGAGCUUAGAGUUAACCGAAGGAAACAGCCAAGAAAAAGAAUCAAAGAGGAAGAAAGAAAAUGGAUGUGAAAGUGAAGGAAUGCACCAUGGUGUGCCCGGCAAACGAGACGCCGAGGCAUAAUCUUUGGCUAUCAACCAUAGACUUGGUGGGUCGAACGCCAUAUGCACAUAACCAAAUUAUGUACAUUUAUCGUCAAAAUGAAGAUCAAAAUGUGUCAAAAUAUUUUAACGCGGAAAUCCUAAAGGAGUCUCUAAGUAGAGUUUUAGUGCCAUUCUAUCCAGUGGCAGGCAGACUAAAAAAGAAUGAAAAGAAUGGUAGAAUCGAGAUUGAUUGCAAUGCAGCGGGAGCGUUAUUUGUUGAUGUAGAAACAUGGCACUCUCUUGAUGAGUUUGGUGACUUUAAGUCUAGUAAUGAGUUUCGCAAAUUGGUACUCCACCCCUGGGACUACUCUGGUGGUCUCUCAUCAUUCCCUUUGUUGUUGGCACGAGUAACCCGCUUCAAAUGCGGGGGUGUGUGUAUUGUCUUUAGCAUACACCACCAAGCAACUGACGGCAUUGCAUUUGCAUACUUGAUUAACUCAUGGUCAAGACUUGCUAGGGGUCUUGACCUUGAUGUUCAUCCCUUUCAUGAUAGGGUUAUCUACCUAGGUCCACGUCAUCCGCCCCAGAUCAAGUUCCGCCAUUUGGAGUAUGAGCCACCCUUGCCACCUAUAUCACCCAAAGGUUUUGCAGGUGAGACUUCAACGACGAAGGAAUGUCUGUUUAAACUUUCAAAACCUCAAAUUAAUGCAUUAAACCUCCAAGCAAACUCUCCAAGUGAAGAAAAAGAAAAACACCAUAGCUACAAACUGAGUAAUUACGAGGUACUAGCUGCGCACGUGUGGCGAACAGCAUGCAAAGCACGUGACUUAGCAAAUGAUCAAUUAGUGAAGCUUUACAUUCCAACUGAUGGACGGUCAAGAUUGAAGGAUCCAACACCACUACCACAAGGGUAUGUAGGGAAUGUAAUUUUCUACACUGCAUGUAUUGCGAAAACACGUGAUAUCACGUGCAAGCCACUAUGGUACGCCGCAGGUAAAGUACACGAAGCUCUAAAGAACGUGGAGAAUGUGGAGUACUUAAGAUCAGCCGUGGAUUACUUGGAAUCACAGCCAGAUCUAACGCCUAUAGUUCGUGGGGCCCACACAGUUACAUGUCCGAACCUAACAAUAAACUCUUUUGGUAGGCUCCCAUUUUACGAAGCGGAUUUUGGUUGGGGCAAGCCGGAGUUUGCAGGUCAUAGUAAGCUGAGAUAUGAGGGUCAAACUAUCAUUGUUCCAAGCCCAAUUAGGGAUGGUAGCUACUCGGUCAACAUUAAUCUUUUUGCCGUGCACAUGCCUCUCUUCCGGAAAUACUUCUACGACGUUGGAAACCUACCCAACAAACUAUAGUCAUCUCCUCCAUACGUCAUACCGAUAACAUCUGAUUAUAAGGGUGAGUUUAUCCCUAGUCUUGAAAGGAGUUUCGAGGUGAGUCUCAAGCCUAAAUCUUGGGAUAAUGUGGUAAAAGACUACACUAAUUCUUGAAGUGAGUUUGAGAAUCCAAGACUCACUCCAUACUCUACUUUUUUAUUCCUCCAAUCAAAUCAUUCCACAUCAUCAAACUUUAUUUAUCUUAUUUCACCCAACUAAAUUAUUGAUGGUUUAUUUAUUAUUUUGUUUCAUUUGCCUUUACAUUUAUGUUCUAGAUCUUUUGAAUUUAAUAUGUUGUAUAAUUAUUUCUAACUUGUACGGAA